Messenger RNA from Cyanistes caeruleus (blue tit), 1377 nucleotides. The record is from RefSeq and is a predicted model, not a curated record. Lineage: Eukaryota; Metazoa; Chordata; Aves; Passeriformes; Paridae.
GUGCCAGUUAUUGUAAGGAAUAUUCACCAGAGUCUGCUGUCCCAUGUCACUGUGGAUGCCAGGCAGCAAAUUGACAUUAUAAGGCUGGCUGAAAAACAUCCUGUUGAUGUGGUGCUGACUCUCCUGCGCUGUGCCCCAUCAUGUGACAGAGCUGCUGAAAUGAUGUGGAGAGCCAUAGGCUCGUCAGGACCAACAGUGGAGAAAGUGCUGCCAGCACUGCUCUGUGUGAUGGAGAACUGGCCACUUUGCAGCAUCUGCACCUCUGAUGGAGACAACAAGGAUGUUUUUCCCCUGACUGCAACUCUGGUGCUCUGGCUGAUUAUCCAAGUGCCUCAGUGCCACAAGGCAAUGAUGCUUUAUUCCGUUCGCCUGUUUGCGGCUCUGCUGUUCCAAGUUGUCAUUACCACCCAGCAGAUGCCACCAGUGGAAAUUGACUGCUUCUGGAGAGCGUGUCGGGAGCAACACCGCCUUCCCAGCAAACCCAACAGGUUUGCAGUGCAGGCCAUGAAGGCUCUGCUCUGCCAACUGCGGUGUGACAAUGUGGUGAUGCAAAUGGAAUGGCAGCGUGGCUGGGUCAUGAUGCUCUGUGCUGACACCCAGCAGUAUGCCAUGAGUCUGCUGGCCAGGGAGAUGCACGGUGCCUCCCUCUCUUUGUGUUCCUGCAUUGCACUCCGCCUGCUCCGGCUACUCAGCAGAGAGGAGCCACCCUGGGAUCUGCCCUUCUUGGCAUUCCUUGUGGAGGUCCUGGAUUGCCUGGACUUGCAUGAAUGUAGUCACAGCAUAUGGGAGAUUAUUUCAAGGCACCUGCAGAGUGAAGGCAGGCAGAGGCAUCACCUGGCACUCAGAGGCCUUGUGGUGCUCAGCGAGUAUCCCUUGAUGGCCAGACUUAUAUGCAGCCAGUCUCAAAGCCUUCUGGAGCUGCUGGGUGAUACAAAUGAAGAUGUAGUCAGCAUGUCCCUCUCUGUGCUCACAAAUAUGCUCCAAAACAAAUACAUCCUGAUAUCCAGCACUACUGCCCCAAAGCUGGCUGAGGCACUCCUGCUGCUCUUUGACCACUACAACAGCCAUGUGCAGCUGCUCUCCCUUGGCCUUUUCUGCAAGGUGAUGGAUUUGGUAGUAGCUGCGGGAAAAAAGCCCCUUGAGUCAAUCUUGUGCCAGAACCUGUGUCCACUUUUAUUCCACUGCCAUGAUGAAAACCGGCAUGUGGCAGAGGCCUCUCGGGAAACGCUGCUUCAUGUGGCCAAGUUCCUAAAGAGGAGAGAUCUCAAGCAGCUGGUGAAAAAAGACAAGAUGUUGGAGUUUUCCAAGUGUCUGGUAAGGACGGCCUGGAGAAGCCUCAACUUGGAGAAGCCUCAACUUUGAGAAGCCCCCCGGCCC